This is a messenger RNA of Cherax quadricarinatus, 1176 nucleotides long. Lineage: Eukaryota; Metazoa; Arthropoda; Malacostraca; Decapoda; Parastacidae. The record is from RefSeq and is a predicted model, not a curated record.
CCGGUUUGUUGAAAGAAAGAUGAUGUUAGAAUAAUGUUCUAAUUUCCAAAUUGUUUGUGCAUAUGCACUCUUAGUAAAACUAAUUUUUUUUAUGCUCCCAGUCAUGCCAUGGACUGAGGCAUAUGAUGCAGACCUGCGAGUUGUGCUUGAGGACUGUUGGCUGAGCAACAGUUCAGCUCCAGGGCGUCCCGGUGCCCCUCGUGAAUCUCUGGUGAGGAAGUCGUGUCCUCUUCGCCCCUCAGUGGGUUUGGAGCCGAUGUUGUUCCACAGUCAGACAUCCAGCUUCAGCUUUCAGGUUCUUGCAGAGUACACCUACUUAGGCUACUUUUAUCUUCACUGUCAGCUUGGAGUAUGUUCAGCUGAUUCUCUCCCUCGUCCAGCUGUUAAUCGGUGUAUAGACCCAGGACAUUACUGUGGUCAGUCAACAUUGAUGAGAGCAUUUGAUAGUCAGUCUUCAUCAUCUUCACUACAGACACUGACCCUGGGACCAUUCUCCAUGGAUUCAAGCACCAAAUGUAAGUCAGUUGCAGUGAUUGCUUGUUCAAUUGGCUUUGGGCUCAUGUUUGUACAGCAAAACUUCGAUUUCCUGGAGUAUUAGGAAGUUGCAGGUGGACUGUAAUUGCAUAUGUGGAGGAUAGAGAAGAGAAUGUUUUGCUGCUGUCAUAAAAAUAUCGGACACUUUUGUAAGCAAUGGACUUUGUUCAUUAUAUGUAAAUCAGUUGAACCAGUGGAAUUUUGUCCAGUAUUUCUGAAGGCAGAAAGUACUGGACAUGUCAUGUUUUUCUGACCGGAGGAAAAGAGGAGACAUGAAAAAACCAUAUUUAAAAUUAUGAAAGUAAAGUAUGUUGUGAAAGAUUUGACAAAGGCAACUUAACUCCAUCACUUGGCAUAAGACUCCAUAGUUACCAAGUAAGGAAGAACGGCUACCAAAAUAAUACUAUAAAGACAAAGUGGUAGAUUAAUAGAAUGGUUUACCAGACGCUGUAGUUAUUAUUAUUAUUAUUAUAUAAUCAAAAAAGAAGCGCUAAGCCACAAGGACUAUACAGCGCUGCAGGGCAGGAAGGAAGCGAGGGCAUCAGGUGGCAAAAGGGAGAUGGAUGAGUAAUAGGUUAUGGAUAACAGCGGGGCAGUGGAUGGUGAAAGGGUAAAGGGCAGCAAGAGACUGAACUAGAAAGG